Molecule: messenger RNA, 1405 nt
Organism: Mizuhopecten yessoensis (Yesso scallop)
Lineage: Eukaryota; Metazoa; Mollusca; Bivalvia; Pectinida; Pectinidae
Product: inositol oxygenase-like
Exons: 1
Coding region: 232-1092 (286 amino acids)
Biological process (GO): inositol catabolic process
Cellular component (GO): cytoplasm
Molecular function (GO): iron ion binding; inositol oxygenase activity
Source: RefSeq, a predicted model, not a curated record
UUAUCAUGAAUAGUCUAUAUAUACGCGACAGUAGUAGGGCUGAAAUGUCAAAUGUUCUGUAUUUUAUUCAGGGCGGGAUAUGAAUUUUUAUCAUUGAGGUCGAGCGCCCCGAGGUCAACCCUGGGUUUAUCUGGGACGGGAGACAUUUAAAAUUGAAGCGACUAUCACGGCUCGUUCACACAACUGUAUUGCAUUCGGAGCAGGCACUGCUACGUUGUAACUGGAGACACAAUGACUUCGACAGAGCAGAAACGGAUUGUUUUAACCGACCCCUCGGAAUAUCGGCCGGAAUACAGGGACAAGGCAUCGUAUCGGGAUUUUAACAUCCACACGUGUCCGGCCCGAGUGAUUGACACAUACAAGAGUAUGCACACUUUCCAGACUGUGGAGUAUGUUCGUGGUAAGAUCGAACAUUAUUGCAAAUUCAAUCACGCCGAAAUGACCAUGAUGGAAGCACUGAAUUCUCUUGACGCGUUUUUGGACGAGAGUGAUCCUGAUGUUGAUAUUCCGAAUUCCUUACAUGGCUACCAAACUGCCGAAGCUAUCCGAAGGAAACACCCGGACAAAGACUGGUUCCACGUAGUAGGACUGAUUCAUGACGCGGGAAAGGUAAUGGCUCACUGGGGGGAGCCACAAUGGUCCACGGUGGGUGACACUUUUCCUGUUGGCUGUCUCCCUGACGACAGAAUCGUAUUCGGACGCGAGAGUUUUAAGGACAACCCCGACAUGAAGGAUGAAAAAUUCAACACAAGGCUCGGUAUGUAUGAGGAAAACUGUGGGUUGGACAAAGUUCUUAUGUCAUGGGGCCAUGAUGAAUACUUGUACCGUGUUCUAACCUCUGACCUCAACACGUGCAGGCUACCGGAAGAGGGUCUGUACAUGAUCCGGUACCACUCGUUCUACCCCUGGCACACUAGUGGGGCCUACGGAUACCUGUGUAACAAUAAGGACGAGGAGAUGAAGGAUUGGAUCAACGAGUUCAACAAGUUUGACCUUUACACCAAGAGCGCUGUGACGCCUAAUGUGGAUGAGCUCCAGGCCUACUACAGCGCGCUCAUGGAGAAAUACAUCCCUGGCAAGGUUAAGUGGUAGACGUACCCCGAUACAAACGAUGCUAUAAGUGGUGAUUUACACUAAGAAGGGACCGACGUAUAUAAUGGACGGGUAUUGUUGUGUACAAUGUUUUAUAAUGGAAACAGACGACAGUCCAACAGGUUUUAGAUAUCACCGUUUUAAAUAUAUUCCAGACUGUAAAAAUCGCUUCGUGUACAUGCAUAUUCUAUUUCAGUUUUAGAAAGUUGUUCAACUAUUAGAUAAUAUACAGAGGUAUAUUCAAUAUACAUAUCAUGACUGUAUUAUGCUUGUGUGUAUACCAUUUAAACGAAAAAAUAAAUACGUAUAUUUU